Molecule: messenger RNA, 3982 nt
Organism: Hylaeus volcanicus
Lineage: Eukaryota; Metazoa; Arthropoda; Insecta; Hymenoptera; Colletidae
Exons: 2
Coding region: 430-1269 (279 amino acids)
Source: RefSeq, a predicted model, not a curated record
UAUUAUUGACAGGUACCCGGAUAUUCAAGUAUCGUAACGCCAUGAUUGACGUAUUGUGGACAUAGAGAUAUUAUAUAUAGCCUGACCUCCAGUUGAACAACAACUAAAAAAAGAAAGAAAACCGCUGUACCCUACCUCUCCCUGUCGACCAGUUCAUUUUUAUAUCAUUUUUUGUUUUUUAUUUUGAAUAGUCACGCACAUAGUUUACCUUCACAUUAAUAAAAGCACGGAAAUAGAUAGGGUACCGGGUUUUUUUCCUAUUUUCAACGGAGAGACAUUUUUACUUACAAGCAGGUCUGUGUCUCCCCUGCUUUAUUCGUAAUACCUCUGUGAUUGGAGACGGUGGGAGAUACUGAGACUGGUAUUGAUCCGGUGAGGGCGCCCGCGUCAUUACUCCCAUCAAUACUCAGUCCAAGUAACGGAGUCGCGAUGGAAAGUUGUGUCGCCGAUGAUAGUGAGUACGUCGAGUACAAAGUUCCUCCAAGUGAGAUGCUUCAAGAUAAAAGCAACAAUAAUGAUGACGUUCUUCGGACUUUCAUUGAAACAUACGAAGCUCUUCCGGAACUGUGGAAUUCUAUGCACACGUAUUACUCGAACAAAGCAAGAAGAAACCUAGCUUUGGAUAAAUUGGCAGACAUUUAUGGUAAAUUAAAACCGGGUGCCAAUCGCGAUGACGUGAGAAAGAAAAUAAAUACCCUUAGGUCAAAUUAUCGAAAAGAAUUGAGGAAAAUUGCGGCAAUGAAGAGGUACGGAAAUGGAAAGACCGAAGAUUAUCAGCCGGCAUCAUGGGUAUUCCACGCUAUGAAGUUCAUCGAUAACUGUGAUCAACCACUCAAUGGAAGCGUAGCAGUAGCAACGAACUCGAUUCAGCAUGAUGAUGGAUUACAAACUUCAGAAUUUGGCCAGACGUACAACAAUGUUGCUCCCGAAGAAGAUUUUAAAGAACACUCGCCGGAACAAUUCUAUUCAGAAGCAUCGAGAUCAUCAAUUAUUCCGCCGCCACCACGAUCUGAAAAUGAGCAGCAAGUGUUUGGGACAACUGCCACACAGAACGAACUGUUGUCCUUAGCUUAUAAAUACCUAAAGAAGAUGGACAAACCACAGGAAGAUAUGCUCAGUAUCGCAAAAGUGUGGGGCGAGAAGCUCAGAACUCUAGAUCAUCACCAAAGGUUAUUCGCUGAGAAAGCGAUUAACGACGUAUUAUUUGAAGCGAGUUUGGGAAAUCUUCACAGAUAUUCGGUAAAAAUUAACGAGGAUUCCUAUCAUUAAAAGAAGCGAAAUGAAUAGCGUUUAUUGUCUAUUUGCAGUAGAUGGUACAUAAAUGUAAAAAUAUUUCUUAACUUUUAUAUAAUAAAUUAAUAUGGACCGAUAAACUUAUUUGUUGAUGUGACGUGGGACGCGAUUCCCGCGUCACAGUUUUUUUUUCUUUUUUUUUCUUAUUAUGAGUAUUAUUAUUAUUAAAUUUAUUCUUAGUUUUAUAAGUAUUGGAAUUAUUGAAAUUUAGUGGUUUAAUCAAUGUAAACAAUACUAUGGAUGAUAUUUAACUUGCCUAUCGACAAGGUCAGGUCUUUGACACUACAGUUCCGUACGGGCCCUGACUCGUAAGUGAAUUUCUAAGUGAUAAUUUAAAUAGAGAUAUAAGGAUGCGAACGGAUUUAAGAAUUAUAAAAUUAUGAAUUAUCAAAGCAGUUUUCUGCUAUAAUAAAGUUACUGUAUUUAAUUAAUAGAAUUUUUACAAUUUUAGUAGAAUGGCAGUACAAUUGAGAAUAAUAUAAAUUUUAUUAUAAUUAUUUGCCUUGCGAAUAAUGCCCAAAAUAUAAAAAAAAAAUGUACAAAUUUUCCCAUUAAAUUAGACACGAUCUUUCAUUCUUUCGUUCGGAUUUUACAAGAAUGUACACACAUACACUCAUAUAAAACUGUCAGAAUAAUUAUACAAUAAAUUAUAACCAAUUGGGUACCACCCGAGAACAUCAAUUAGGGAUCACCCGGAAAUGAAAUAUCAUUUUUGAUGUUCCGAAUGGUCACAAUGAUGUGAAAGUACAUAUAAUAAUAUUGUAUUGGAGUAAACACUCGCCUUAAGAUUUACUGUAAAAUUUAUCGAUCUAUCGACACGCACGGAUGUUGGUCGUCGGAUGUCCUGGACAGGGGAGAAGCACACACAGACACGUGAAAAAUUAUGAAUUACGGAAUAACGGAUAAUCAACACUUGAGAAAAAUUAAAACAAUUGAUUUAAAAUUAAAAUAUUUUAAAUGAAUUCAAUAAUUAGAAAAAUUUAAGAACAAAGUUAGGUUUUUACGAGGAACUAGAGUCCUUGCCUACCACUCACUUUUAAUAAUAUAAACGAGUUAACGCGGUACACAACUCUGCUCAAAUAUAGUUUGCUCGGACUAUUCACGCGCUCGACGCGACUGUACGAUGAAAAGUGAUUUUGACUUCGCUGCUUUGAGCGCAACUCGGUGCGAUGUUUACAAAGUGCUUGCGCUGCACUCUCGGAGGUGCCGAAUCAGAGUGCAGCCCUAACGACAGUGGAUUUUAAUUGGUUAGACUCCUAGGCUGACUAAGGUGUCCGUGUGCUCCGCCCAAAUCCUAAGACUUCUAUGUUGUUCGUACAAUCCAAUUCAAGAGUUUUAAUUUCAUGGGUGUUAUGCGGUCGGCCAACGGGAUCGAAAGAGAAAGAAGAUUGAAGCGCUGUGCUAAGUUUCGCGACGCGCUGUACUCUGGUGUGAGGUGUUACGCGAACUGCUUAUAUCAAAAACGUGGUUUCUGGCGGUUCGCGACGGAAGUUCGGCGUGCAAUUUAAAACGAUCUGGCUUGAAGAGAAUUCUUAUCUAUUUUGAGAACACUCGUGUGAUUCUUCCGUUCCCACGGUGCGUGAACAUUCUUAUCGCUUAAUAAUAAUUGAUACAUAACAUUCUCACGGCGCAGCGCGUACAUAUCAUUAUUUUACAAUCCAGUCAUACUAAACAUGUUACAUUUUACAAGAUUUUUCCACGGCACAGCGCUGCCAGCAGGGUGGAAGUGGCGUGACGACGUUGAUUUCAAGGAGGGAAUGUGUAUUUUGUUCAAAAAUGAAUUUAAUAAACUACCGUCAAAGGCUAGGUUUGUGUUCGAUUAGAACGAAUUCGGGAUGGUAAACCAUCUCGAACACAUUCCUGCCGACGAAAUCAAGAAAAAUAAAAACGAAAAUGUCUGCGCGUAACACUGAGAACACUAUUAGCGACAUAUUGUUUGAGGCGAGUUUGAGAAAUCAGAAUAGGUACUGUGUAAAUAUUAACGAGAAUUUCUCUAUUUAGCCUGUUAUUACAAUGUCUAUCGAAAUAAGUAGCUUUUGUUUUGUAUCUCCACUAGAUGGGAUGUAAACAUCUCAAUUAACCUGUUUACGUUAAUCCCACUUGUUAUGAUUAGACUGUGAAUGUUUAUACAAAUUUAUAUUUUUGUAUACACCGAUGAAGAACAGAAACGUAAAUUAAAAUGUGUUUUGUUCUCUGAAUGUGUAACAUGUAUUUGUCUUUUAUAUAUUAUAUAUUUAUUUAUACAUAUCCUCGUUAAUUUUUGUAUAUUUAUGUCGCAACGCGAAACGAGCACUUGCAAAAUAAUUUCGAAGAACCAAGCCUUGACGAUACAAAUUUGCGAUGUCCAGCUUCAGAUUUCUACUAUUUACGUAAGUACUCGGCAUGAGAAACGUAAAAUAUCGGCCGGUCGCGAAUGUGUUAAUAAAUCAGUUACGAAGCCUCAUACACAAAUUCGUCAUUCUUCAUCUUCGUCUUACUUUGGCAUAAUUCCUUUGAAAGUUUAGAACGUCUGUUGUAAGGCACUAUGAAUGUUGAAAAGAAUGGGCGCAAAAUGGUUUAGCGGUUGAUUGAUUGAUUCGGAAAGAAGUGUGGGAUCGGAUGGAUAGACAGGUCAAGACACUUGUGUAACUCCGUUGAUUCCGUUCCUCACAAUUUUAUUAUGAUGUGGUUGUACUACGGACAGCGAUAC